Messenger RNA from Cannabis sativa, 1834 nucleotides. RefSeq lists its product as uncharacterized. Bases 160 to 1425 code for a protein of 421 amino acids. The record is from RefSeq and is a predicted model, not a curated record. The transcript has 13 exons. NCBI's taxonomy places the organism in Eukaryota, Viridiplantae, Streptophyta, Magnoliopsida, Rosales, Cannabaceae.
GCAUGACAAAUAGGACACUCCCACUUUCCUUUUCUUCUUUGGUUCUUGCCUGGGAAAGACGCCAUUUUUGUAUGUAUUUAUCUUUCUCCUUCUCUAAACUGAACCUGAAAUUAUCGGAUCUCGCCGGUAUUUGGAGCGACUCGCCUGACUCCGGUGACCAUGUCCGAGCCCUUACUUGACGCCUAUGACCAGCAAGUGACCACUAAGAGAUCUCCACGUGUCGUCUCCCUCGAUGUCUUCCGUGGUCUCUGCGUCUUCCUGAUGAUUUUAGUUGAUUAUGGUGGCUCAGUUUUUCCCAUAAUCUCUCAUUCCCCCUGGAAUGGUGUCCGUUUGGCUGAUUUUGUGAUGCCGUUUUUUCUUUUUAUUGCUGGAAUUUCUCCGGCACUAGUAUACAAGAAAGUGCCUGACCGAUUUGUAGCUACACAGAGAGCGGUGUUGAGGGGAUUGAAACUAUUUCUUCUUGGUGUUUUUCUUCAAGGGGGUUAUUUUCAUGGAGUAACUUCAAUGACUUAUGGUGUUGACAUUGAAAGAAUACGAUGGCUUGGUAUUUUGCAGCGGAUAUCUAUUGGAUACAUUGCUGCUGCUUUGUGUGAAAUCUGGCUUUCACACCAAACUUGGAAGAGAAUGGGAUUUCUCAAGAAUUACUAUCCCCACUGUCCCAUUUUUUUCCCACAUUCUAGGUGUCUUGCGAUUUUACUAUCAGCAAUAUAUACGGGGUUAUUAUAUGGUCUAUACGUUCCUGAUUGGAAAUUCAAAGUGUUACCUGCAGCCUCUUCACUUCCAUCAAAUGAUACCUCUGUUUACAUGGUGAAAUGCUCUGUGAGAGGAGAUCUUGGACCUGCUUGUAAUUCAGCUGCAAUGAUCGAUCGUUACUUUAUUGGUAUUGAUCAUUUGUAUGCAAAGCCAGUUUACAGAAAUUUGAAGGUGUGCAAUAUGUCCAAUGGCCAAGUUCCGGAGAGUUCACCAUCAUGGUGUAACGCUCCAUUUGAUCCUGAAGGUAUUUUAAGUUCUUUAACAGCUGCAGUGACCUGCAUAAUUGGACUUCAAUAUGGCCAUAUUCUUGCUAACUUACAGGAUCACAAAAGGCGGUUAGAGAGUUGGACCUUGCUUUCAAUCUCCAUUUUUGCUAUUGGAUUGUUUUUAGCCUUCGUUGGCAUCCCUGUAAAUAAGUCUUUGUACACAAUCAGUUAUAUGCUAAUUACUUCUGCUUCUGCUGGAAUUACAUUCUGUAUUAUGUAUCUAUUGGUGGAUGUAUAUGGUUUCAGGCGCUUAACAUUUUUGCUGGAAUGGAUGGGAAUACAUUCCUUGAGUAUUUUCGUUCUCGUCACUUCUAACUUAGCUGUCAUUGCAGUUCAAGGAUUUUACUUACACAGUCCUAAAAAUAACAUGGUUCAUUGGAUCAUAACAUGCUUUGUGAACAAAUGACACGUUUGGCUAAGUUUCCUUCCUACAUGGAAUGGGGAAAUGCAGCCAUGGGAGCAGCUAACUUAAUCUUGGUCCGCCAGCCUUUAUGUUUCUUUUUGCCACUUCUUGUUCCAAGUGUGAAUAUCCAUUUUUUCAUGAGAUAUGUUGUAGGGGCAUAUUUUUACAACAAACCAAAUUGCAUUGUUUAAAUCAGUAUAUACCAGUACCCAAUCUGUAUUUUUUUUUUUUUUGGUAUCUUUAACCGUUAUAGUUCUCUUGCAAAUGACAUUCUUUUCGACCCCCUAUCUUUUUGAGAGGUUGCUUUGUAAAAAAUAAUCAAAUGAUGUCAUUUUACAAAGUAACAUUCUAUAAAUAUAUUGUGACCAUAAAUCGUAUGUAUAACUGUAACAUGUAACUUUAGAUGUUUGAA